Salvia miltiorrhiza (redroot sage) is the source of this 1470-nucleotide messenger RNA. RefSeq lists its product as uncharacterized. The transcript is spliced from 2 exons. Bases 148 to 1317 code for a protein of 389 amino acids. The record is from RefSeq and is a predicted model, not a curated record. NCBI's taxonomy places the organism in Eukaryota, Viridiplantae, Streptophyta, Magnoliopsida, Lamiales, Lamiaceae.
GAGAAGAGAAGCGGCAAAAUAUUUCCACAUACUAAAUGAAAUAGUCAAUAGAAAAAUGAAAACAAGAAACAGCUGAUAUCAUACGGAUCACUCUCGUUGGUAUCACUCCCCUCAUAUAAUUUUCCAAAUCAUCAUUUGUGACCGAAAAUGGAUCCCUGCCCAUUCGUUCGACUCAUCGUGGAGUCACUAGCCCUCAAUCUCCCCUCCUCCGCCGCCGCCACAUGCUACGCCAAGCUCAAACUCCACAAGUUUCCUUCCCAAACCCUCCCACUCCCAAUCUCCGCCGCCGCAGACCCACCGCCCUCCUCCUCUUCCUCCUCCACAUUCCACCUAGACCCCGACGCCCUCCGCCUCUUCUCCAAGAAGCCUCUCACCACCCUCAAAAUCUCCGUCUUCGCCGGCCGCGCCCCCCGCUCGUGUGGCGUCGCCACCGGAAAGCUAUUCGGCACCCUCAAAUUAUGCGUUAAUCUCACUAAUUCUCGCUCCAGGAGCUGCAUUUACCACAGCGGCUGGAUGAAGCUCGGUGGCGUGGAGGAGGGCGAGCCGGCGGCGAGGUUGCACCUGGUUGUCCGGUCUGAACCGGACCCGCGCUUCGUGUUCCAGUUCGGAGGUGAACCGGAGUGCAGCCCGGUGGUUUUCCAGAUUCAGGAGAAUAUAAGGCAGCCGGUUUUCAGCUGCAAGUUCAGCGCGGACCGGAGUCAUAGAUCACGGUGUGUUCCUUCAGAUUUGAACAAGCAGCAGAGAGGGUGGGGGCGAACAUUUUGUGGCGGGAGAGAGAGAAAAGGAUGGAUGAUAACAGUAUACGAUCUGUCUGGGUCGGCUGUGGCGGCAGCGUCGAUGGUGACCCCGUUCGUGCCGUCGCCGGGGUCGGACCGCGUGUGCCGAUCAAACCCGGGCGCGUGGCUGGUCCUCCGCCCGAGCGGCGUCUCCAUCAGCAGCUGGAAGCCGUGGGGGCGGCUGGAGGCGUGGCGGGAGAGCGGGGGCAGCCUGGGCUACAAGUUGGAGCUGAUGACCAAGUCGGGCCUCGCCACCGGAAUCCCCAUCGCCCAAGGAAGCUUGAGCGUCAGGAAAGGGGGAAGUUUCUGCAUCGACAGCUUGAGAAAGGAGGCGAAUGUUGGAUGUUUCGUGAUGGGGUCGAGCGUGGAAGGAGAGGGGAAGACGAGCAAGCCGGUGGUGCAAGUUAGCGUGCAGCAUGUCGCGUGCGCCGCCCUCUUCGUUGCGCUCGCGGCUGCUGUCGACCUUAGCAUGGAUGCUUGCAGAUUGUUUUCCAGGAAACUCAGGAAAGAAUUCACCCAUGACCACCAAGAAUUAAUGUAAUAAAUUCUUCAUCCACGUCCAAUUUUUUCUAACAUCUCAUUUUUGUGCCAUCGUUUGGUUUCAUUCUUGAUAAUGUUUGGACAUGCUUUUUUUUUUUCGCAAAUGAAGGAUUGUACAUGUACAAAAACAGAGGAAAGAUGGAUUUUUUUCUUU